Molecule: messenger RNA, 2844 nt
Organism: Cetraspora pellucida
Lineage: Eukaryota; Fungi; Glomeromycota; Glomeromycetes; Diversisporales; Gigasporaceae
Source: the annotation of a GenBank genome assembly
AUGAACUGUUCUUGGGAACAAAUACGAAGGGAAAUCAGAGCUUAUCGUAGUUCUGUUAACCCUUCCAACAUCGCAAAUGUUAAAGAUUUCUGCUUUGAUGAGAGAAAUAACCGCGCUUAUUUCCUGGCAACCGAUCCUUCGCGAAUGAAAACUUCUACUUUAUUUAUGGUUGACUUACCACCUUUAAAAUGUAAAAAAGAAAAGACCGAAUUAGCUAAUAAAUUUCGAGAUCAAAAAUUUUCUUUUACUUUUUGUUCAUCGAUAUCGCAUGAUGCAUCUGAAUCUAUCAAACCAUCGAGUUUGGAUAAUUUCUCUUUCAUAGAUUUGUCAUCUGUGAAUAAUAAAACGCAAUUUAAAUCACAACAAUCAAGUGCAUUGCCAAAAAUACCUACUGUGGAAUGGAAACCAUUACUUCCAGAAUCAUGUCUAAAAGAAAAACAUUUCUCAGAGACAUUAUCACGGGAAGAAAUGUUUGUAAAGGAGCGAAGGAGGUUAGCUUUACAAGGAAUUACUAGUUAUCAAUUUGACUCUCGAAGUAGUCAGAUAUUAUUCAACUACGGGAGCGGGAUUUACUUGGGACAUGUUAGCAAGAACGUUGACUUUUAUCCACGCCCAAUAAUACCUUAUUCAUCAAACUCUGUAACAUGUUCUGGAGGCAUAAUGAAUUUUUCACUCGCCCAAUCGCCACAAAAUAAUCGCAUAUCACCACUUUCUUCCCCUUCGAUUAAUAGCUCUUCUCCUUCAUCACCUUGUUGUCCUUCAUUAAAUAAUACAUUACCACCACGACUAGAUCCAAAGUUGGGUGGUCGUAACUGCGACCUUGUCGCUUUUAUCCGUGAUAGAGAUAUUUGGGUAACGACUUUAAACGGGUUGGAAACUCAAUUGACGUUUUGCAAUGAGCAUGAUCCUGAUGGAUCUUCUGCCUUAAGUUGCGGUGUCGCUGAGUUUGUAAUGCAGGAAGAAUUUCACCGCUUUACAGGCUAUUAUUGGGCACCUUCUUCAGCAUCAACAUGCAUGGAGGAACUUGUCGAACGAAUAUUAUAUUUACAGAUUUCAGAAUCUAUGGUAGAUUUGGUUUUGAUACCCAGACCAGGUCAACAAGGAGAAGCAGAAGAGUAUCGCUAUCCAAAAGCUGGUACGCCAAAUGCUGUUAGUGAUUUACAGAUCGUUGAGUUCAUUCCACGUUACAACGAAGAUGAGGAAGUAACAACCAGUCCUGUACACAAAAGGCUUUGGGGUCCUGCAGCAUUGGAUAAACUCUUCCCGUGGAAAGAGUACAUUGUUCGGUUUGGCUGGUGCCCAAACGGCAAAAGUGUUUGGGUUCAACUCCUUGAUCGUCUACAACGAAGAACAGCUAUUAUUAAAAUCCCAAUUGCAAACUUUAUGAGCCUAUCAGAAUAUCAGAAAAGUGGUGGUGAACUAGAUAAUCUUUGUGCGUCACGAAUAGAGGUUGUUUUUGAAGAAACAAGUGACAUUUGGAUUAAUAUAACAGAUAUUUGUUAUUUUUUUAAUGAUGAGAUUAUUUCAACAAAGAAUACAGAUACGAAUACAUCCUCGCCUUGCACGAUACAACCUCGGUUACCUCCCACUAAGCUUAUUAUCACUUCUGAGAGUACUGGAUUUCGUCAUCUUUACCUCGUGACCAAACCUUCUGCUGAAUCGCUGCACUACCACGUUAGACCUAUUACUGCUGGAGAUUGGCCUAUCGUAGAUAGACCAAUAUAUGUUGAUGCCAAAAGGGAACUUGUCUAUUUUACUGCCAAAAAGGAUACUCCACUGGAGGCUCAUAUAUAUGUAGCUAGUUGUGCUGAAACUGCAGAUCCUUACUCAGUGAUACGGCUCUCAGAACUAGGCUAUAGCCAUUUUGUGGUGAUGGACGAAAACUGUGAGAGAUAUCUAGAUUGGUUUUCCAAUAUAAAGGAAAAACCAAAAUGCGGGGUUCGAUAUUUCGAAUGGGAUGAAGGACAAAUAUUUCCCAAAGUAAGUGAAACAUUAGGAAUCUUUGUGAAAGGCGGAAAUGAAGAGGAAGUAAGGAGCAAUGAAGAUAAACGACAAAAUGAACGAAUUCCUAUAGGUGAAUUUUUUAAUUUUAAAAAUAGCGAUGGAGUAACAAUUUAUGGAUGUUUAUACCGGCCGACAAAUUAUAUUCAAGGGAAGAAAUAUCCCACUCUUUUAAGCAUAUACGGUGGACCUAAGUCUCAGAUGGUAACGAAUGAUUAUAAAUACCCACGACUUCUUCGAUUAUUUCUUGCAGCUCAUCUUGGUUUUUCUGUUGUUUUGAUUGAUGGCCGUGGGUCCUCAGAUCGGGGCCUAGCAUUUGAAUCCUAUCUUAAGGGUCGUAUGGGCACUGUUGAAUUAGAUGAUCAAAUUGCUGGGUUAGAAUAUUUAUCUUCAAUGAAUAUGGGUAUUGAUUUGGAAAGAGUUGCUAUCACUGGCUGGAGCUAUGGUGGAUAUUUAAGUUUAAUGGCGCUCGCACAACAUCCGCAGAUUUUCAAAUUGGCCAUUGCGGGGGCGCCAGUGACGCAAUGGGAACUUUACGAUACUGCUUACACUGAACGUUAUAUGGGAUUUCCAGAAGAAAAUGUUGAAGGUUAUCACAACGGGAAUGUAUUAACAUGGGCAGAAAAAUUUCCUGACGGGGAGAAUCGUCUUCUCAUUGUUCAUGGACAAAUUGACGAAAAUGUACAUUUUAAGAAUUCCGAAUUAUUAGUUUCAUCUCUUGUGAAAUUUAAUAAGCCGCAUGUCUUACAACCAUACCCAACGGAAAGACAUGGAUUAAGACAUGCGAAUGUAGCAGAACACUUUGAAACAUUAAUGUUUUUUUGGUUGGUUAAUUACCUGUGA